AUGAGCGGCCCGUGGGGCGCGGCGGGCCCGGCGCGGCAGGGCUGGCUCUGGGGGGCGGCGGCGCUGCUGGCGCUGGGCGCCCUGCUCGGGGCCUGGCGCUGGGCCGGCCCGCGCCGCCGCCGCCGCCUGCAGCGGGUCGGGACGGUGCUGAGGCUCUUCGUGUACCCGGUGAAGUCGUGCCGGGGGGUGUCGGUGCGGCGGGCGCAGGUGACGCCGAUGGGGCUGCGCUGCGGGGAGCUGCGGGACAGGUUCUGGCUCGUGAUCAGGGAGGAUGGGCACAUGGUGACAGCUCGCCAGGAGCCGCGGCUCGUCCUUAUUUCUGCCGACUGUGAUGAUGGCCACCUGAUCUUGGAGGCCGGGGACAUGGAGAAGAUAAGCGUGCCUGUACAGCUCCCCAAGAAAAACCCCGUUCGCAACUGCAGGGUGUUUGGACAGGAUAUCCAAGGCAGGGACUGUGGUGAUGAAGUGGCUCAGUGGAUCACCACCUUCCUGAACUCAGAGCCCUGUCGACUGGUGCACUUUGAGCCCUCCAUGGUGCCAAGAAAGUCAAAGGACACAAUAGCUCUUUUCAGAAACACAGAUGAGGUUGCCUAUCCUGACUGCAGCCCAGUCUUGAUCAUCUCUGAAGCUUCAAUGGAUGAUUUAAAUACCAGGCUGGAAAAGAAAGCUAAGAUACAGAACUUCAGGCCAAAUAUUUUUGUAACAGACUGCAGUGCUUUUGAGGAGGACACCUGGGAGGAUAUUCUUAUUGGUGAUGUAGAGAUGAAAGGGACCGUGUGUUGUGGCAGGUGUAUUUUAACAACAGUUAAUCCAGACACUGGGGUCAUCGACAGGAAAGAGCCCUUGGAAACAUUGAAAAGUUACCGCUUAUGUGAUCCAUCUGAGAGACACAUCUACAAAACCAGCCCUCUCUUUGGGAAAUACUUUGCUGUUGACAAAACUGGAACGAUUCAAGUUGGAGACCCUGUGUACAAGAUGGUCUGGGAAUGAAGGAGACUUUGAUCAGAAGAUACUUUUUUACUUCAAUAUGCAGAUUGUUUUUCCAUGUACACGAACACCAGCAUAACAUUUUCUUCUUCCUUGCAAUAUUUUUUAUGCUUUUUAAGGUGCAGGUGGUUCUUUGAGGCUGUGAGGUGCCAGUCAUUUCAGAUCAUGUAAUCUGCUGGCGCACCUGUAGUAACCACAUCUUUAGUUUUCCUGGAGGCUGUUGUAGAAAAAACUGGUCCAAGACAGACUUCUCAGCACUACUGUGAGCAUCACACCUCCUAAAAUUUUGUGUCAACUGCAAUAUUGGAAUCCAAAAUCAUGUACAAGAGUUUACAUCAUGUCUUAGAUAGAUUUAGUGCCUGUAAAGAACCACAAAAGCAUUCAUGCCAAGCACAAACUAUGUUUGUCACAGAGCUGCCUUUACAAAUGAUCAUGGAAUGCAGAUGGCAGGGGUCUGCUUCCCUCCUUUAGUCCUAAUCAUCUUGCCCUGUCUAUGUCCAGAGGUAGCUUUUAGCAGUGUUUCUUUCUUUGAAGUUGUUUCCUGGUGAUUUCUACUGUCUCUUGAGGUUGAAGCAAUAUCAGAAGGAGGAUUGUGAGCUGACAGUGAUAGUCAGGUCUAGACAUGGGGGUGCCAGGUAAUGUGUAAGGCUGUGGGCUUGUUUAGUUUGUGACCUCUGCUUGACAGUUUGAACUGUCAAUUUUUAUCCUGUGAACAAUACCAUAACACUGAGGCUGUAGAGUAGUAAUGCAUUUGCUAUCAUAGCAGUAAAAUUUCCAGUUUGGCCAGAAGAACUGGAUGUUCAUUGUGUUAGAGACUUCAUGCAUAUUGAAGGGGAAGAAAAGCCCUAGGGAGUGAUCUGAUAUUGAGCCUGCCCUGUUCAAGCUACUGUCCAGGCCAGUAUUGUAGGGCUUGUGCACAGCUCCUCCUCUGGCUCAGUGAAUCCCUUUGUGUAGAAAGUUAGGCUGCUAAGCAGAUGUUUGGGAAGCUGCAGUUAGAGCAUGCUAGCAUCCGUACUGGUUCUGCAUUUAUAUCUCUAGUUGUCCCCCGUCCUGCUCCGAUCUAACCAAAAUGUCAGCCAUUUGUAGGAAGCUGAUAAUUAUAUUUCAUACUGCAUAAAACAAAUAAGGGAGAAAGCUAGUUGAAUUACAGCAGUGUUAUCUUUUCUUUAAAUGUUACAUUAUUUUUUUUUUAAGUGGCCUCCAGGACAAAAGCCUACCAACUUUCGCAUGCUUGUCUGCUUGUUUCUUUUUAUGGAUUACUAAAUUUGAAAAGAGUGUUGCCCUAGCCUAAAAGAAGAUUCAAAUUAAGUGUGAAGAAUGACAGAUAUGAUCCAAUCUAAUGUUUGGAUUCUUGAGUUUUCUAUUGUAAGUAUGAAAAGGGAAUUUUGAUGCAUGUUCACAACUCAGACCUGAAAAAUGAAGAAAGUGCAGGUGGAUGUAUGUGGCAAGCCUGAAGCAAUCAGCUUGGGGAGGUAGUUUUAUACUAUUUGUGAACUCGGAGUUGCUCUGGAUGCCAUUUUGUCAGCAGGGUGCUUUGUAAGUAUUGAGUUUUCCUUGGACAGACAAGUGCCCAGUUUGAAGUGCAUGUUGGAUAUUUGUGUAUUGUUAUGCCUGAUGCAGUAACCAGUGGGAAGAUGUGAGAGCAAAAGCAUCUCUUGAAAAGGAAAAUAAUUCUGAGGUUCACUCUUAAAAAGCAUAUGUUGGAAGUUCUUAGUGUUAGGAAUUCCACAAGCUUUCAGCUUCUAAUGGUGUCAUUAAGCAGAGGCAGCCUGCUGGCCUGCCAAAGCAAUUAGUUAAGAGUGUCUCUUCAUUAAAUCAAAGAAGCAGAAGGAAAAAAGAGCUGAUUUUUUUUGGCUUCUGGCCAAGCUUAUUUUUUCUACUGUUGUUCUAGCAGCACAUCAGCAUUUACAUAGCACAAAUUGUCUGGUGUAGAUGCUGGUGCCUCUCAUUAGGCUGCUGUCGAUUGGGCUGGUUUGGAAAUGGGGCUGUCUUUGCAAGGAGAAACUGCCAUUUGCAUCCCUGCUUGGGAGAAGCCAUAGAUCUAAACCCCUGAUUUAUUCCUGUAAAGCCUCUUAGCAGAAUAUGGCUGGAAUCCUAAAACAGGUGUGCAUCUGGGUCCAAUAUGGUUCACAGAUGGCACUUAAAUCAAUUACAUGGCCAUUUUGUGAAGUUGAGAGCAUGAGUUAGAACAUUGCACUGUAAAUAUCUUCAUAUGACUGUUGAUUUCCUGUAACCGUAGGAACUUUGUUUGAUUUUGUUUUUAGUCAAUUUUCUAAAUUGCUUAAAGUGUCAAUCAUAAGCCACUGUUUUUAAAAUUGUGUACUUAAACAACUGUUGAUUUUUUUUUAACUCUAGAGGAAGAAAAACAAAAGUAUAAACUUCUAAUGAAUCCAACUUUCUUAAGGUGUAACAUUUGUUUGUGAUUUUUUUUUUGUUUUCUGUUUCAGCAUUUAAUUUUGACUACUGUUUCCAGGAUCUCAUAUAUAAUUAAUAUUGAUGAUUGUAUUUUUUAAUUCUGCCUCUGAGUUCAGAAAUAUAUGCAGUUAAUCAGAGGAUAUAUGUAAGAGAGCAGAACCAUCAGAAACAAGUGGUCAUCGGACUCAGUUUUGCAACCCUUAUGAUCUAGGUAAUGAAAAAGAUGUUUACAGACUUAACUUUUUUUUUUUUUUCCCCAGAGGUGUAUGAAAAUAGGGAAAAUGGGUUUAAAAAUACGAGAGUUUACUCAAGUUAAUCCACAUCAUGUCUCAGAGUAUAGUACCAAAGUUUGCUUUUUUUUUUUUUACAGCAUUUAUUGUACCAAUAGUUCUUGCAGAAGACUGUGUGCAGGAAUGACAGUUGUUAAAAUUUCUGGGUUGCUUAAGAUUGGUGAUGGGUACAUUUUCAUCCAAGCCUGCUCUCCCUUCAAAAAACCCAAAAAAGAUCUGCUUCUGCAUCCUGAGAAGAAAAACAGCCUUCCAAAGUCAUCACUCUGCUGCUCUGUAAGAAGACAGGAGAUUCAUAGAUCUUACCUCUACAAAUGGCAAAAGUUUCAAAAAGGGCUGCCACAGGGUGUUCAUUUCUGGUCUGCCCUAGCACCUUAAAUUUCAUUUUUGUCAUUCAAGAUCCAUAAGAAAUUUCCUGUGCUAGGUAGCUUCAGGGCUGAG
Molecule: messenger RNA, 4130 nt
Organism: Cinclus cinclus
Lineage: Eukaryota; Metazoa; Chordata; Aves; Passeriformes; Cinclidae
Product: mitochondrial amidoxime reducing component 2-like
Exons: 7
Coding region: 1-990 (329 amino acids)
Biological process (GO): nitrate metabolic process
Cellular component (GO): mitochondrial inner membrane
Molecular function (GO): nitrate reductase activity; molybdopterin cofactor binding; pyridoxal phosphate binding
Source: RefSeq, a predicted model, not a curated record